UUCUAGCAUUACCAGAAGCAUCUCAAGUCUUCCUGGCAGGGACCCACGAUGAAUACGAAGCUGCCCUUGCGAGAAGAAUUUGAGACCUGGACCUCUCUACAGGUGGCAGAUCUUCUAAGACAGUGUGGAAUGCAUGACUGUGCCAGAAUAGUGGAAAAAUUAAAUAUAGACGGAGUUCGGUUUUUGCAUUUAUCAGAAUACGAGAGACACAGAUUCAGAAUAAUGGACCAGCCGCAACUUCAAAAAAUAGUGCAUGAUAUCAAGAAAAAUGAUAGUGGAAUAAUGAGCAAGUUCAAAAAGUUCCAAAACGAACAAGUGGCCUUAAUAUGCAAAACUGGAAAAAAUACAUGGGAUCGGUUAACAAGUAAACCACCACCAAGCAUACCACCAGUUGAUUAUGUUCCAGACCGUACAGAAGAAGAAGAACAGUGGUCAGAUGAUUUCGACAGCGAUUAUGAAAAUCCAGAUCACCACUCGGAUUCUGAGAUGUACGUGGUCCCCACAGAAGAGAACUGUGAUGACAGCUAUGAGCCUCCUCCAAGUGAACAUGAGCCGAAGAUGAUCCCAAUACCAUUCACAUGUGCUCAGGGUGUCUAUGCAGAUGACAAAGUAGCUAGCAAUCAGAAGACGUGGCCCUCGUCUAUUCCACCAAACCAAUCUGCAUCUCUAUCCAAGAAACCAGCCACUUUACCGCUACUGCCCCCUGCUGUUCAGAAGCCUAAACUUCCGCCCAAGCGAAUGGAUGAUGAGGCAGAUUAUGUUGUACCUGUUGAUGAUGAAGAAGAUGAUGAAGACAAUUAUAUAGAACCCACAGAAGAAAGCACUUCGCAAUCUGAAAAACCACCCGUGGUGAACAGAUCAACCAAACCUCCCUGUUCUGUGCCAUCACCUUCCACGCAAGACGUAUAUGAAAUUCCUGAGGAAGAGCAGGAGCCAUCACCUCCAUUACCCAGGAUAUCCAAGCCGCUUCCUCCCAAACCAGCUUCGAGGCCAUCCGGAGGACCUUCUCAUGAACGCAGCCUACCCAAAGAACCCUUCGCAUCCGAUACAUUUAAAUCGGACAGAAACGUUUUGCCACUUCCAAGGCACCGUCCUUCACCGAAAGCUGAUCCACAGGUCCUUGGAGCGCAAACUGAUGGAAGUAACGGCGUCAAUAGUGCUGCAGAAUUUAAAAUUCCUCCUGUUAAUGUUCCGUCCCCAUUUCCAAGGAUCACAAAAAAGCAAAUGAAUCCUGCAGUACCGCCGAAACCAAGCGUACCUGAUAGAGACCACUUAAAUAUUGCUGACGAUAAACCUAUACCAGCUGAACGCCGCCGGGGUUCGAGUCACGACAUGCCUCUUCCACCCAUCCCUUCCAGCAUUCAAAAGCCGUUACCUCAGAAGCCGCCAAUCUUGUCAAGUAAGUAUUCUGACAUUGAUUUAAUUUUGGUGUCAUUUUGAUCAGGGUGGAAACCUUGCUGAUA
Molecule: messenger RNA, 1463 nt
Organism: Thamnophis elegans (Western terrestrial garter snake)
Lineage: Eukaryota; Metazoa; Chordata; Lepidosauria; Squamata; Natricidae
Gene: BLNK
Product: B cell linker
Exons: 21
Coding region: 49-1440 (463 amino acids)
Biological process (GO): cell surface receptor protein tyrosine kinase signaling pathway; intracellular signal transduction
Cellular component (GO): cytoplasm
Source: RefSeq, a predicted model, not a curated record